GAACAGUCUGAUGAGCUACAAGUUCCUUUUCCUGCUGGUUAUGCGGCUACGGUACACUUUUACUGGCCAGGAAAAGGAUUUCAGCUACUUGGAAUGUUGUCUAAUGAGAAACCAUCCGCAAUAUUCCGGGUACGAGGAAGCUUUGGCGACUCGCAGGCAUCUCAAUCUUCACAAGCGCUUAUAAUAUCACAAGCUGGAGGGACAAUUGCCCAAUUAGGCAUAGCCAUCGAGCCAAUAGGGGAGGUCACGAAUCAGAUAGCAAAUAUGCCACCAGCGAACAAGCCCAUAGCUGAUCCAGUGACGUUAGCAGAGGGGAUUGGGAAGCAUUUGGUCAACUACCUGUUGAGUUUUGGCGAGGCUGCUCCGAAUGGUCAAACCUACGUACCCAUGACCGCGGUCAGUAGAUGGUAUGAUAACUUUAUGUCCAAGGUAAAAGCGGGAGGGAUUUCGUUUUUAGAAAGACAAGAGUGA
Acaulospora colombiana is the source of this 471-nucleotide messenger RNA. Lineage: Eukaryota; Fungi; Glomeromycota; Glomeromycetes; Diversisporales; Acaulosporaceae. The record is from the annotation of a GenBank genome assembly.